Molecule: messenger RNA, 582 nt
Organism: Spodoptera exigua (beet armyworm)
Lineage: Eukaryota; Metazoa; Arthropoda; Insecta; Lepidoptera; Noctuidae
Source: the annotation of a GenBank genome assembly
AUGGAUUCUAGUUUAAGAAGGCCAGCAGUCGGCGAAGGUACGUACUGUGAAGACUGUCGCAUGGUGCGGCCGGUAAAAAGUUGGCACUGCACGCAAUGCAACGUAUGUAUCAUCAAGCGCGACCACCACUGCACCUUCCUGUCGCGCUGCAUCGGCCUCUAUAACCAGAGGUACUUCGUGUUGUUCCUCGGACACGUGAUGCUCUCCAUGACGUACACUACCUACUACAACUACUACUUCGUGACCAUGAAGUUUAAAGACGACGGCUGGCUACUCUCAGCAUUCCGCCUGAUCAACCCUCUGUUACGAUUCAUCAUUCCAGAGCCCACGGGCUUCAAAGAUCUUUAUUUGUUCUUUUUGUUCUCAAACGUGGCCCUUAUAUUGUGGUCUGGUAGCUUAUUCUAUUGGCAUUUUAAAAAUGUUGUGAUGGGCGUGACUUCUUACGAGGCAAGAUUUCCUGAACUUAAGGACUUGAGCAAAUGGAAACAGAAUUUAAUUAAUGUAUUUGGGACUAAAUGGUACCUAGCUAUAAUAUGUCCUCUGUGUGAUAGCCCAUUACCGAAAGAAGCUAAAUACGAUUAG